AUGGGAGCGGGAUCGGCGCGGGGGGCCCGAGGCACAGCGGCGGCGGCGGCGCGCAAGGGGGGGGGGUAUCUCUUCGCCUGGAUCAUAGUCUCGUUUGCCUGUCACUUGGCUUCCACCCAAGGAACUCCUGAAGAUGUGGACGUCCUCCAACGGCUGGGCCUCAGUGGGACAAAGGUGGCAGGCGGGAGGAGGCCUGCUCCCCUGGGAGUCAUUCCCUUCCAGUUGGGGUUCAUCUUCACACAACAGGCUCGGCUCCAGGCGCCCACGACCUCCAUCAUUCCUGCCGCCCUGGGCACAGAACUGGCUCUGGUGCUAAGCCUCUGCUCCCACCGAGUGAACCAUGCUUUCCUCUUCGCUGUGCGCAGCCGGAAGCACAAGCUGCAGCUGGGCCUGCAGUUCCUCCCGGGCAAGACGGUUGUCCACCUGGGGCCCCGGCGCUCCGUGGCCUUUGACCUUGACGUGCACGAUGGGCGCUGGCACCACCUGGCCCUGGAGCUCCGUGGUGGCACAGUCACCCUGGUGACGGCUUGUGGGCAGCACCGAGUGCCUGCCCCACUGCCUUUCAGCAGGGACCCAGGGCUGGACCCUGAGGGCUCCUUCCUCUUCGGGAAGAUGAGUCCACACGCGGUCCAGUUUGAGGGCGCCCUGUGCCAGUUCAGUAUCUACCCUGUGACGCAGGUUUCCCAUAAUUAUUGCACUCAUCUGCGGAAGCCGUGUGGACAGGCUUACGUGUACCGGCCCCAGCUGGGACCUGUCUUCCUCCGGGACUCUGGCUCCCUCUUCCGGACUGACCUCCCAAUGUUGGGUCUGAAGAACCUGACCACUGUCACCCCAACUCUGGGGUCAUGGCCAGCAAACAAGGUGACCGUGGGGCCAGCCAUGCCCACCAAGCCCCUGAGGACUAGCACCACAAUCCCUUCCCAGCAUGUAACGGCCGGGGCCCCAGCCCGGACCCCACUGCCCUCUGCAAAGCGAUUGUCCAGUCUGGCACUUCCUCCUGUGCCCCUCACCUCCUUGGCCAGCAUCCCUAGAACUCCUCGCCCUGCAGCCUCACCUAACCAGCCGUCAUGGAAGAACACAGCCACCAAAAACCCCAAAAGUCUCUCAGCUGUGUCUUCUACUCCUUCAACUUCAGUUGUUCCUGUCAAAAGCCCACUCUCCACCCAGAAGACAGCUCCACGUUCCCGCCCAGGGUCAGCCCCAUCUGCCCAGAAACAUUCAGCGUUAGCCACUUCCCACCGUGUUCCUGCUAAAGUCCAUCCCACAGUGAGAACAUCCCGGAGGAGCCCUGGCACACCCCCACCUCUGCCUCCUAGCUCCAGGCCCCUACCGCCUGUUGUUGUUUCCUCCAAAAAACUCCUUUCCCCGGUGGCUCAGACCAAGGCCAAGCUGAGUCACGCCAGUAAGCCGGCUCCCGCUCACACUAUCACACAGAAAGCACCCCAUUCCACCGUAUUGCCACCGUCUCUGGCUCCCAGUCCUGGCUUGACCAGGACCCCUCGGCCACCAACCACUGUGGUGCCUACCAUCUCAGGCACCAGAGCUCCCGGAACAGCACCACCUACCCUCACUCCUGCUUCAACACCCACAAGAAUCAAGAAGCCCACUGGAUCAGAAGGCACAAAGAAAACUGGACCCCAGAGCAGCCCCCAGAAGCCUGCUGCCCUCAGACCUGGGAAGGCAGCGCCUUUGAACAGCCUGACAACCCAGCCCAGCUUCAGACAGCACAGUCAGCAAACCAGCCCAGCCCCAGCGAGGUUCCUGUCCUCCAGCCCUCGGCCCACAAGCAGCAGCUACUCUUACUUCCAUCUGGUGGGGCCAACGCCUUUCCCCCUGCUGAUGGGACCUCCAGGGCCCAAGGGAGACUGUGGUUUGCCGGGUCCCCCUGGGCUGCCUGGGCUGCCUGGACCGUCCGGUGCACGAGGACCUCGGGGUCCUCCAGGGCCUUAUGGAAAUCCAGGCCUCCCAGGCCCCCCUGGAGCCAAAGGACAAAAAGGAGACCCAGGGUUAUCACCAGGAAAGGCCCAUGACGGGGCAAAGGGCAGCAUGGGCUUGCCUGGGCUCCCUGGAACUCCAGGACCUCUUGGACGAAAGGGCCUCAAGGGCUAUCCUGGACCAGCAGGGCACCCCGGAGAACAGGGGCAGCCGGGACCUGAAGGCAGCCCAGGGGCCAAAGGUUACCCUGGCAGGCAGGGAUUACCUGGACCAGUAGGAGACCCAGGCCCCAAAGGCAGCCGGGGCUACAUCGGGCUCCCAGGACUCUUCGGCCUGCCAGGGUCCGAUGGAGAGCGAGGUCCACCUGGCGUUCCUGGCAAGAGGGGCAAGAUGGGUAGGCCGGGGUUUCCUGGAGACUUUGGGGAAAGAGGCCCUCCUGGACUGGAUGGAAACCCUGGAGAUUUGGGCCUGCCAGGGCCCCCCGGCGUCCCCGGCCUCCUUGGUGACAUGGGAUCGUUGGGUCCGAUUGGUUACACAGGACCCAAGGGCAUGAAGGGGCUGAUGGGAAACAUGGGGGAACCCGGACUGAAAGGUGAUAAGGGUGAACAAGGGGUUCCAGGUGUGUCAGGAGACCCCGGAUUCCAAGGAGACAAGGGAAGCCAGGGGUUGCCAGGGUUCCCAGGUGCACGGGGAAAACCAGGGCCUUUGGGCAAAGUUGGAGACAAAGGAUCUCUUGGGUUUCCUGGACCACCUGGCCCUGAGGGAUUCCCUGGAGACAUUGGCCCCCCUGGUGACAACGGCCCAGAGGGUGUGAAGGGUAAGCCUGGAGCUCGAGGCCUGCCAGGACCACGUGGGCAGCUGGGGUCAGAGGGAGACGAGGGACCCAUGGGACCACCAGGGGCCCCUGGUUUGGAGGGUCAACUCGGCAGGAAGGGCUUUCCUGGGAAGCCUGGCCCUGAUGGCGUGAAGGGAGAACCAGGAAAUCCAGGACGGCCUGGCCCCAUGGGUGAGCUGGGACUGCUGGGAUUCGUUGGUCUAGUCGGGGAGCCAGGAAUCGUGGGUGAAAAGGGUGACCGGGGCAUGAUGGGACCCCCAGGCGCACCUGGACCCAAGGGGUCGAUGGGUCACCCUGGAACAGCAGGCAGUGUCGGGACCCCUGGAGAGCCUGGACCCCUGGGCCCUCCAGGGCCUCGAGGCCCACCUGGCUUGAGGGGACCCAAGGGACACCGGGGCCCCGGAGGACCAGAUGGAGCAACUGGGGAACCAGGGUCCAGGGGCUUGAAGGGCCCUCCAGGACCACAGGGCAGACCAGGCCAGCCUGGGCAGCAGGGCAUGACUGGUGAGCGAGGGGACACCGGUCCACGUGGCUUUCCUGGCAUCCAGGGUCCCUCGGGUCCCCCAGGCACCAAGGGCCUCCCAGGAGAACCAGGCCCGCAGGGUCCUCAGGGACCAAUCGGCCCACUGGGAGAGAUGGGACCCAAGGGGCCAUCGGGAGCAGUGGGAGAACCAGGCCUUCCUGGGGAAGCUGGCAUGAAGGGUGACCUUGGACCCUUGGGCAUCCCUGGUGAGCAGGGCCUCAUUGGGCAACGGGGAGAUCCAGGCCUGGAGGGUGACAGUGGCCCCAUAGGACCUGACGGGCUAAAGGGGGACAGGGGUGACCCAGGGCCUGAUGGUGAGCGUGGCGAGAAAGGCCAAGAAGGGCUGAAGGGUGAGGAUGGGCCCCCAGGCCCCCCAGGCAUCACUGGCAUCCGGGGUCCUGAAGGAAAACCAGGCAGGCAAGGAGAGAAGGGCCGGACGGGAGCCAAGGGUGCCAAGGGCUACCAAGGACAGCUGGGUGAGAUGGGCACCCCUGGAGACCCCGGAACCCCUGGUACCUCCGGCCCUAAAGGGUCCCGGGGAAGUCUGGGACCAACGGGUGCUCCUGGACGGAUGGGGCCCCAAGGAGAACCAGGACUGGCUGGUUAUGACGGACACAAAGGCAUUGUGGGACCCCUUGGACCUGCUGGACCAAAAGGUUUAAAGGGGGAGCAGGGUGACGAUGGCAAGGCCGAGGGGCCUCCUGGGCCCCCUGGAGACCGGGGCCCCGUGGGUGAUCGAGGAGACCGCGGGGAACCGGGGGACCCUGGAUACCCAGGACAAGAGGGUGUACAAGGCAUCCGUGGAAGGCCAGGCCAGCAGGGCCGCCCCGGGCAUCCUGGACCCCGGGGCCGGCCGGGACCCAAAGGAUCAAAAGGCGAGGAGGGACCAAAGGGAAAGCAAGGCAAGACCGGGGCGCCAGGCAGGAGGGGAACCCAGGGCCUGCAGGGGCUGCCUGGACCCCGGGGCGUGGUGGGGAGACAGGGCCCUGAGGGCGUCGCUGGACCAGACGGGCUCCCUGGCCGGGAUGGCCCAGCAGGCCAGCAGGGGGAGCAGGGAGAUGAUGGGGACCCUGGCCCAAUGGGCCCUGCUGGAAAAAGAGGAAACCCAGGUGUGGCUGGUUUGCCUGGAGCACAGGGCCUCCCAGGAUUCAAGGGUGAGAGCGGGUUACCUGGACAGCUGGGUCCACCUGGCAAGCGAGGCACAGAGGGUGGAACGGGGCUUCCAGGAGGCCCGGGAGAGCCUGGGUCCAAGGGCCAGCCGGGUGAUGCUGGCGAGAUGGGCUUUCCAGGAAUGACAGGCCUCUUUGGACCCAAGGGGCCGCCCGGAGACAUUGGCUUCAAAGGCAUUCAGGGCCCGCGCGGGCCGCCCGGCUUGAGGGGAAAGGAAGGCAUCAUCGGGCCCCUUGGAAUCCUGGGACCCUCUGGACUCCCGGGCCCGAAGGGUGACAGAGGCAGCCGAGGGGACUCGGGACUGCAAGGCCCACAGGGUCCUCCUGGCCCAAGAGGGCAGCCUGGCCCGCCGGGUCCUCCAGGGAGUCCUGUUCAGUUUCAACAGGAUAACUUUGGGGCAGCUUUCCAGACAUGGAUGGACACUAAUGGAGCCCUCAGCCUGGAGGGUUACAGCCAUGCAGACCGGCUGCUGCUGGACCAGGGAGGGGAGAUCUUUAAAACCUUACACUACCUCAGCAACCUCAUCCAGAGCAUUAAGACGCCCCUGGGCACCAAAGAGAACCCCGCCCGGGUCUGCCGGGACCUCAUGGACUGUGAGCAGAAGAUGGCGGAUGGUACCUACUGGGUGGAUCCAAAUCUAGGCUGCUCAUCUGACACCAUCCAAGUCUCCUGCAAUUUCACACAUGGUGGACAGACCUGUCUCAAGCCCAUCACGGCCUCCAAGGUCGAGUUUGCGAUCAGCCGGGUCCAGAUGAACUUUCUGCACCUGCUGAGCUCUGAGGUGACUCAGCAUAUCACCAUCCACUGCCUUAACAUGACCGUGUGGCAGGAGGGCAGUGGGAAGACCCCAGCCAAACGGGCUGUGCGCUUCAGGGCCUGGAAUGGGCAGAUUUUUGAAGCUGGGGGUCAGUUCAGGCCAGAGGUAUCCAUGGAUGGCUGCAAGGUCCAGGAUGGUCACUGGCAUCAGACACUCUUCACCUUCCGGACCCAAGACCCACAGCAGCUGCCCAUUGUCAGCAUAGACAACCUCCCCCCUGCCUCCUCAGGGAAGCAGUACCGCCUGGAAGUUGGACCUGCAUGCUUCCUCUGA
Messenger RNA from Elephantulus edwardii (Cape elephant shrew), 5553 nucleotides. RefSeq names its product collagen, type XXVII, alpha 1 (gene COL27A1). Lineage: Eukaryota; Metazoa; Chordata; Mammalia; Macroscelidea; Macroscelididae. The transcript has 62 exons. Bases 1 to 5553 code for a protein of 1850 amino acids. The record is from RefSeq and is a predicted model, not a curated record. Gene Ontology annotation, molecular function: extracellular matrix structural constituent.